UGAAAAUAUCAGAAGAAUGUAGAGCAAAUGAGCUUUUAAAAGUCCAACACUUUGCGCGAUGUUUCACAAUACCAGUUUUAUUUUGAAAGCAAAUGUGUGAAGUUUUAAUGUGCAAUACAGCUAGCAUCCUGUGACAAGCCUUUAAGUGAUUUUGAGAGCGGGAAGAAUCACAAUUUCUGUGGAGUAGGGACAGAGGAACAUGACUCCAUCCCCAGUGAAGUACACCAUUGGAGGGGUGAAGAUCGACUUCCCCUGCAAGGCUUACCCGUCCCAGCUGGCUAUGAUGAAUUCAAUCAUACGAGGGCUGAAUGGAAGGCAGCACUGUUUAUUAGAGUCUCCGACUGGCAGUGGAAAGAGCUUGGCACUACUUUGUUCUGCUCUGGCUUGGCAGAGUGCUCAGUUUGAAGGAGGAAGCACAGAUCCCAACAAGAGCCAGAAGUCCGAUGCCCCCACCCACUGCCAGUGUGAGUGUCACAGCAGCACCAAGGUGACAGCAGCAGCCACAUCAGCGUCAGCAGCCAAAUAUGAUGUUGUGGACCUCACUCUGUCACCCUGCAAACAGCCAGCCAAGCCGUUUACUGCAGCACAAGAAGACAUGCCGUUACCAGAAGAGCAUCAAUCCAGAAAACAGUCCAUAGCUUCUCGACUGUCUGAGAAGUUCCAGGCGUCUCUCAGCUCUGACUGCGAGAAAGACGACGACUUCCAGCCAGACAGGAAACGCAUUCGCACUGCAGAGCACACGAGCAGUAAAAGGCAGCGUCGGGAACGGGGAGUUGUGUUCAUAGACGAUGAGCCGGAGCCGGAAAAUCAGCUGUCGGGACCUCAGAGUGCAGAGACGAAACACCAAACAGCCGGUUUGUCCUCCGCAGACUACGCCCCUGAACCCUGUUCACAGUGCCCAUGUGCUUCAACCAAGGAUGGAAUUAAGGACAAAGACAAAGUUGGCAGAAAGAAAAUCCCUAAGAUCUUCUUUGGCACUCGUACGCAUAAACAGAUCACCCAGAUCACCCACGAGCUGAGGCGCACUGUUUACUGCGGUGUGCCCAUGACCAUCUUGUCCAGCAGAGAUCACACCUGUGUCAACCCGGAAGUGGUACCUCACUCAAACCGCAAUGAACGCUGCAAGGAGCUGCUGGAGGCCAAAGAUGGAAGGUCAUGCCGCUACUUCCACGGUGUCCAGAAGUUGCGGGAUCGGAACCGUCUGCACCAUGUUUAUGGACUGAAUGCAGCCUGGGACAUCGAGGACCUGGUCGCACUGGGCAAACGCUCUGGCUCAUGCUCUUACUUUGCUGCUCGUGAACUUAUGCAAGACGCCUGGAUCAUCUUCUGCCCAUAUAACUACCUGCUGGACCCAAUGAUCAGAGAGAGCAUGGAGAUUGACCUGACAGGCCAGAUACUGGUGCUGGAUGAAGCCCAUAACAUUGAGGACUGUGCAAGGGAGAGUGCCAGUUUCACACUGGACCACAAAACUCUGCUGUCGUCUAGAGAUGAGCUGGACAACAUGGUCAGGAACAACAUCAGAAGGUCCAAACACGAGCCUCUCAGAGACUUCUGCUUCUGUCUGAUCAACUGGAUCCAGGAGAGCCAGAGCCUGAUGUCUGACCGGGACUAUGAGACUUCCAGUAAAGUUUGGAGUGGGAGGGACGUCGUGAGCAUCUUUCACACUUUGGGCAUCACUCCUGACACCUUCAACAUUAUGAAGGAAAACCUGGCAGCAGUGUUGGAGAAGGAGGAGAGUGUUGGAGUUGUUAAUGGGAAAGAGGAGAUGGUGCAGAUUCCAACCAUCAACUCACUUACUUCAAUUAUGCUCAAAAACCUUUUCAUGGUGCUAGACUUCCUCUUCAGGGGCAACUGCAGGUUUGCUGAGGACUACCGGGUUGCUUUGCAGAAGAGCUAUGAGUGGACAAAUCGGGUUGCCCCUGAUAUCCCGGAUGCCCAGGGCUUUGUGGUUCGGCCACGUUCGAGACGCCAGAAUGUCCGAGUUAAGACUGAAGUCCUGACCCUGAGCUUCUGGUGCCUUAACCCUGGUGUGGCUUUCUCUGACUUGAAUGGGUCAGUACACAGCAUUGUGUUGACCUCUGGAACCCUGUCACCCAUGGACUCCUUCUCCUCUGAACUUGGUGUGAAAUUCCCUAUCCAGCUGGAGGCCAACCACGUGAUCAAAAAGUCUCAGGUCUGGGUGGGCACUGUUGGUGCAGGACCCCAAGGCAGAAAGCUCUGUGCCACCUUUCAGCACGCAGAGACGUACAUCUUCCAGGAUGAAGUGGGUGCUCUGCUGCUCCAUGUCUGCCAGGUCAUGGCCAAGGGUGUGCUGUGCUUUUUACCUUCCUACAAGAUGCUGGACAAGCUGAGAGACCGAUGGAUCAACACUGGUCUCUGGGAGAAGCUAGAACAGCAGAAAACUGUGAUCACAGAGCCCCGUGGUGGUGGCAAGGGAGAUUUUGACAAGCUGCUUCAGACAUACUACAAUGCCAUCAAAUACUGUGAGGAAAGAGAUGGUGCACUGCUGAUUGCUGUGUGUAGGGGUAAGGUGAGUGAAGGGCUAGAUUUUACAGAUGACAACGCCAGGGCAGUAGUCACCAUUGGAAUUCCCUUCCCGAACUUUAAAGACCUCCAGGUGGAACUGAAAAUGAAGUACAACGACCUGCACUGCAAGUCGAGAGGUCUUCUCCCAGGCAGCCGCUGGUAUGAGAUUCAGGCGUACAGAGCUCUAAACCAGGCCCUGGGGAGGUGUAUCCGCCACAGGAAUGACUGGGGAGCUCUGAUUCUGGUGGAUGAUCGUUACAGGAAUAAUCCUAAUAAGUACAUCACAGGUCUGUCUAAAUGGGUCCGCCAGCUCGUCCAGCAUCACAGCACCUUCAGCAAUGCGAUGCAGUCUCUGGUUGCGUUCUCUCAGGUGCAGCAGCAGAUGGAUGAGGCCCCUGCUGACAGACAGGCCAUCGGCUCUACUGUCUCAUCUCCCAGCAGCAACGUAGCAGCAACUGUAGAGGGACACAGUCUGCCUAAGGCUUCAGAACCCGAGAUACUUACCUCAUGUGUCAGACUACCUGAAUCACAGCAGGACACAAGCCCCUCAACCGAACUCGCUUUUUGUCAUACACAACCGAAAGCUGAACAGAAUGAAAAAGCAGAACACUUGAAGAUGCCGUACAGUCAGCCAGCAGAGCCUCUUCAUCUUCAAGAAAGAGCAGCACCGCCUCUGUACCCGAUGUUCACCUCCAGCCCCGCCAAUACCGGCUUCAAGAAGCCAAUUUUUAAAAGAAGUGCACCCGGUAAUUCUUCCCAGGAAACAUCCAGGUAUUCUGACGACAAAGAAAACCACCAGAUCUCCUCUCCAUCACUGACGACGGAGGUGUUUUGGCUUAAAGAAGGAGCUGGAAAUGGUGCCAGUGAAACCAAAGGAGAACCAGACAAUCUGGCUCCGGAGCCCACUCCAGUAACAGCCUUGCCCAAUUGUGAAAGUGAACCACCCCCAGCAGGCAGUUCAGAUGAAGAUGAUGAGGACCCGACUGUUUUCUUUACUCCAGAACUUUUCGAGGAUGAACAAGAUGAAGGCAGCACACAGAAAGAGAUGAAGGCAGAGUCACCUCCCGAGGUGGUCUUAGGGGCAGAGAGCAUGACCCCACUGUCAGAAGAACUUUCUGGCUCUGAGCAGGCCCACAGGCGAGGGCACACCUCUGCUUUUGAUGGACAGAGUGCUAUUUCAGUCAGUGAGGAGAGCAUAGAACUGUCACAGGGAAAGAAAGAAGAAAUCAGAGGACAGAAGCAAGGUGAGGAGAGACAGGAGGGUGGAACACAGCGUAGACAGACGGGCAGUAGGCUUCACAGGCUAUCUAAGUCCAGACAGAAAGCCUCCUCCACUCCAACAGGUGUCUAACUGCUAGGACACAGGAAGUAGUUUGGACAAAGCAGAAUGUCUUACAUGCAGAUAUAGAUAAAAAAAAUAUAUUAAAAGCAGAUUCAUAUUGAAACAGAUUGAAGUGCAAUAUAAAGUACCACAUUAAGUUCAUCACUACUGCUGAAAAAUCUUUAGAUUUGAUGUAUUCAGAGUUCCUUUUUCAGAAUUUCCUGUCUUGUAAAGUAUCUAAGUAUGUUAGAAGUGCCUUAGGCAGUUAGCUCACUCACCAUGCAGACAGGAGACGAUGAGGCUUUGGCCAUCUCACAUCAGCUCCUUACGGAGUGUGACAGCUCAGCUUAUUAAGGUCUGUUCUCUGAUUAAAAAGCACACAUAACUAACCAACAGUGUUGACAUUGCUGCGUUGGAUGUCUGUUUAGACAGAUCAUUAAAAUACAAAGGAGAAGCUUGUUUUGUACAGAGGAAUGUGAUCAUUUAGUUCUCUUUAAUGAUGUGUUUGUAGAUUAUGGGUGAGGAACCGGGGUGCUUUAGACACGUCUGAUUAAACCAAAGAAAGGAGUUUUUCAUUUUAAUUUCACUUCCAAUUGUGUUGUUGUCUGUGUUGCAGUAAGUACAGACUUUUGCAUAAAUUC
This is a messenger RNA of Archocentrus centrarchus (flier cichlid), 4488 nucleotides long. RefSeq names its product BRCA1 interacting helicase 1 (gene brip1). NCBI's taxonomy places the organism in Eukaryota, Metazoa, Chordata, Actinopteri, Cichliformes, Cichlidae. Gene Ontology annotation, molecular function: hydrolase activity, acting on acid anhydrides, in phosphorus-containing anhydrides; ATP binding; DNA binding. Gene Ontology annotation, cellular component: nucleus. Gene Ontology annotation, biological process: double-strand break repair involved in meiotic recombination; nucleotide-excision repair. Bases 200 to 3877 code for a protein of 1225 amino acids. The record is from RefSeq and is a predicted model, not a curated record. The transcript is spliced from 20 exons.